AUGAAGCUUCACGUGACCACGCUGCUCGUUAAAGAAGGCCUCGCGGUAUCUUGCGAAGAUGUCUCAGCUGCCGUCGCGUGCUUCCCGAACCUCACUCAUCUGCAUCUCAGCGACAACAGCAUCGGCGACGCCUUCCUCGCUCACCUCGCUGAUUCGUGCCCGAAGCUGACUCGCCUCCACGUGGGGAGGACCUUUGCACUACCGGGGAUCGAGGGCGACGGACUUCCUGUGUGCUACCAUUAUCGGAGGGAGAGGAAUCGUAUAAGUUUCGAGAACCUCACUGCGCUCACCACUGCGUACAUCACAGUCCCCAUCACCCGUCAGCACUUGUCCAAACUCCUCCACCUCCCGCGAUUGGCCCAUCUUUCCACCUUCACCCCGCGCUCUAACCAUCAGCCGACGUGUGCCGCAAGCGUGCCGCUGCCGUCGUGCAUUAAAUCUCUCGAGUUCUUAAGGAGCUGUCCUUAUGAGGACGCCAUGGUCUUCUCAUCAGCAUGGCAGUUCGCGGGGCUAGAGGAGCUGCUCAUCACCGGCUGCAGAGGGUUAGAAACCCUUCCAGACUGCAUCGGAGAAUUUAUGCCGUGCCUUCGCAAGCUGACGGUUGGCGGAUGCGAUGAUUUCACUCACCUGCCUGAAACCGUCACUCUUCUGAGCCUGGAAACUCUCAUCAUCUCAGGCUGUUACGAAUUUCAUACCUUACCCAGCAGCUUCGAUCACCUGCCCGCUUUAAAAGUCCUGGUGCUGGAGGAUCUGCCUUUAACCGCACUCCCGCCUUCAUUCUCUCAUCUUACGACUCUGGAAGCACUCUUCAUAACUAAGUGCUGGGAGUUUUGGCAGGUGCCAGCAGAUGCCUUGUGUCUCACGGCUCUCAAGGUGCUCUGCAUCUCCGAAUCACAUCAGGGUCUUGACUUGCCAGAGAAUGUUGGGGGCCUUGGCAGCUUGGAGGCCCUCAGGUUGCAUGGCUGCCGGCUUCCGGCUUCCUUCACCACCAUCUCCUCCCUCACAAGCCUUGACCUGAACAAAUGCUGGCCAGCCGAGCUUCCAGAAGCCUUGGGGGAGUUGAGCAGUCUACAGGAGCUGAAGAUCGAUCAGCUUGCAGUCAGCCAGCUUCCUGGCUCUCUAACGCGGCUUACUGCACUUCACACCCUCGAGGUCAGAAACUGCAACUCGCUCUCGGAAGCACCCAUGGGGCUGGAUGCGCUCGUGGGGCUGAAGCGGCUGGAGCUGACGGGAUGUCGGCAGCUGAGUGAAGCCCCUGCUGGUCUGCCCCCUUCUCUUGAGACUCUCUGCUUGGGGCCCUUCAGGGAAGGCUCUUCCCUUGUUGUGGAUAUUUCCAAGCUGUCACAGCUGAGGGUGCUGAAGCUGAAGUGCGUUGGGGUUGUAUGUGGGCAUGCAGCGGCCGAGAGGUUGUUGGUCCUGGGACAGCAGGGGCCGAUUCAGCAGCUGGAGCAGGAGUUUGAAGGAGUAAGCCAGGCGCCCCUGAAUCAGCUGGAGGAGCUCGAGAUGCGUCUCCAAGGAAUGAGUCAGGAAUUCCUGCUUCCCUCAAAUGUUCUUCCUCGCCUGCGCAGCUUGCUCAUAGACGCGCCGGGAAUCUGCAGCCUCCCGGUAAACAUGGCAGCAGCGGUGCCAGACCUACGGCAGCUGAAGCUUCUUUCAUGGGCGCCGGAAGAGCUGCCACGUGCCAUACUAGAGCUCUCAAGGCUGACGUCAUUGACCAUCCAUGCACCACAGCUCACUUCACUACCUGAGGGCGUGAGCUGCUUGUCCCGGCUGCGCAAAGUGGAGUUGAUUCGCUGCAGCGCCUUGCAGCACCUCCCGGAGAGCCUCACCCACGUGCAGCAGUUGGUGCUGCUGCAGGACACCUCCCUCCCCUCCCUUCCUGCGGGUCUGGUGCAGCUGCGUCCGCUGGAGGUCUCGCUUGCUGCUGAAUGA
This is a messenger RNA of Closterium sp. NIES-65, 1932 nucleotides long. The record is from the annotation of a GenBank genome assembly. NCBI's taxonomy places the organism in Eukaryota, Viridiplantae, Streptophyta, Zygnematophyceae, Desmidiales, Closteriaceae.